AACACAGCAUCCCGGAUGUUUUCGUGUGGAUGAUGAGCAACCAUAAACGUAUCGCGUACGCCCGCGUCCCAUCCAAAGACAUCCUCUACUCGGUGGUGGAUGAGGAGACGGGAAAAGACUGCGGGAAAGUCAAAGCUGUCUUUCUCAAGCUGCCUGGGAAAAAGGGUUUCGGCCCAGCCGGUUGGACCGUUCAGGCUAAGCUGGAGUUGUACCUGUGGCUCGGUCUCAAUAAGCAAAGGAAAGAAUUCACGAGUGGUCUGCCCAACGGUUUUGAGGAGGUCAAAGCUGCUAAAACGGCUCCUUCUCUUCACUCUGUGCCCCCUGUCAGCCUCGUGUAUAACAUGAAACAGGUCUUCCAGCUGAGAGCGCACAUGUACCAAGCGCGAAGCCUGUUCGCCGCCGACAGCAGCGGCCUCUCCGACCCUUUCGCCAGAGUCUUUUUCUCCACACAUAGUCAGGUCACCGAGGUUCUGAGCGAGACCCUGUGUCCCACUUGGGACCAGCUGCUGGUUUUCGACAACGUGGAGCUCUUUGGGGAAGCCGGCGAGCUCAGAGACGACCCCCCGAUCAUUGUGGUGGAAAUUUACGACCAAGACACAGUGGUAGGAUUGACGCUCGGUUACAUCAGAGAGGAAGAAACAUUUGACUCUUUGUUCUCAUGAAAGUCUUUUGCCUCC
This is a messenger RNA of Hippocampus comes (tiger tail seahorse), 677 nucleotides long. RefSeq names its product otoferlin-like. Gene Ontology annotation, cellular component: presynaptic active zone membrane; synaptic vesicle membrane. The transcript is spliced from 4 exons. Gene Ontology annotation, molecular function: AP-2 adaptor complex binding; calcium ion binding. NCBI's taxonomy places the organism in Eukaryota, Metazoa, Chordata, Actinopteri, Syngnathiformes, Syngnathidae. Bases 30 to 662 code for a protein of 210 amino acids. The record is from RefSeq and is a predicted model, not a curated record. Gene Ontology annotation, biological process: plasma membrane organization; synaptic vesicle priming.